This is a messenger RNA of Acanthochromis polyacanthus (spiny chromis), 1335 nucleotides long. It is a transcript of the gene ciao2a, whose product is annotated as cytosolic iron-sulfur assembly component 2A. The transcript is spliced from 5 exons. Lineage: Eukaryota; Metazoa; Chordata; Actinopteri; Pomacentridae. Bases 157 to 660 code for a protein of 167 amino acids. The record is from RefSeq and is a predicted model, not a curated record.
CUGCUGACCUCCAUACAGUUUUCAGUGAUUGUGUUGACUGUACUGUAGCUGCACAAACCACUGAUCUCUGUACAGUUUGCCAAUUCUGUUGACACGGCUAGAAAUCUGCGUGUUGUUUUCUGUCUUUAAAACAAUUUUGAGUCGCUUCCGUAUAUCAUGGCGCUUUUUAAAAAAAUGGAAGUAGUGUUCAGCCUCAUAUCGUUAACUGUCACCAAGGCUUUGCAGAUUUCCGGACUUGUGGACAACAGGAAUGUCCUGAGAACCAGGAAGAUGGAGGAAAAAGCGUUAGAAGUUUAUGAUGUGAUUCGAUCGAUCCGAGACCCAGAGAAACCCAGCACCCUGGAGGAGCUGGAUGUGGUGACAGAGAAAUGUGUGGAGGUCCAGGAGCUCGCAGAGGAUGAGUACCUCAUCAUUAUCAAGUUCUCUCCAACUGUCCCUCACUGCUCACUGGCUACUCUGAUCGGUUUGUGCUUACAAGUGAAGCUACAAAGAUGUUUGCCAUUUAAACACAAGUUGGAAAUCUACAUUUCAGAAGGAACCCAUUCUACUGAAGAAGAUAUUAACAAACAGAUCAACGAUAAGGAGCGAGUGGCAGCUGCCAUGGAAAACCCCAACCUGAGAGAGAUUGUUGAGCAGUGCGUUACCGAACCAGAUGACUAAACUGCAGCUGCUUGAAGCGAACCCUUUAGAUCUGAAAAUUCUUUGUGUGUUUAUGUUUAUGUGUCUCCACAGUACCUGACAAUAUUAUUCAGAGGAUUCCUGAGCAUCUGUCUGAAGGGAGAAGCUUCUGUUGACUCCAAAAAGUUUUUCAAGUGCUUGGUAGACUUUUGUAGGGUUUUCAGAGUAAAACUUGAAUAUUGGACAAUGAAUCAAAAGCACGAUUGGGAGCUUGGAAAAAAAAAACAAGCAAAUGUAUUAUGACUUUCCUCAUCAUUCCCAACUGGACAGCCUCUGGUCUUUGUGGUCGUCUGUUGAAUUCUGCUCAACUCAGCAUCAGAUGCUACAGGGGAAGUAGGCCAGAGAAAACAGACCACUUGUCAUACUUCCAUCUCAUCCUCCAGUCUUUUUUUUUUUGGAAACACACUCUGCAAUGCUAUAGGCUGAGAAGGAUCUGACUCUUGAUCUCCUUUUGUAUAUUAAAACAGUAAAAAGAAUGGAGAUGUUUCCAUCUUUUCUUGAUUGAUUAAUCAAUAGACGUGUCUCAAAUUAAAGUCUGAAUAGAAAUGUCUUUUUCAGUGGAAUUAAAAAAAAAAGUUGAACAAAAUAAUGAAGUAUUAAAAGCUACUGUGUGUUACUGACAGAGUAAUGGAACAGAAUAAAGGAUGUGUAAUUUUA